GUCACGUGGAAGCGCAGGAAGUCUCGCGAUAUCCGUGAAUUGCGGGCAACGCGAGAACUCUGAAGCGCAUGCGCGAUGCUGGACGGUGAGAGGGCUUCCGGUACUCGGUACCGCUGAGCGCUGCCGGUGAGAUACGGUUGUCACCAUUAUAGCCAGAGCUGCUGUAUUCUGCACUGUCCAGAGAACAGCAUCGGGGCAGCUGGGAACGCAGCGGUGGAUGGUCAGCAGGGUGCGAGCACCAUAAACCAUGGCUUACCAGCUGUACAGAAACACGACACUGGGGAACAGCCUGCAGGAGAGCUUGGACGAGCUAAUACAGUCUCAGCAAAUCAACCCACAGCUUGCGCUCCAAGUACUGCUUCAGUUUGACAAGGCCAUCAAUUCAGCACUGGCACAACGGGUCAGAAACAGAGUCAACUUCAGGGGCUCAUUAAAUACAUACCGGUUUUGUGACAAUGUCUGGACCUUUGUUCUCAAUGAUGUGGAGUUCAGAGAGGUGACUGAUUUGGUGAAGGUGGAUAAAGUAAAAAUUGUAGCUUGUGACGGAAAAAAUACUGCUUCAAGCACUACAGAGUGAAGAACCCAACACAUUACUUGCAGGGUUUCUGUUGGCUUGCUGCCUUUCCCCAGAAACCAUGGACAAGACUGUUUAUUUAAAUCACUGAUAAUGCCCAGAGGAGCUUUAAAAUUCAAACAGGAUUGUGAGAUUUUGGUAGUCUAACUCCCCUCCUAGUGCACAAAGGUUACUAUAAAAACUUUUUUUUAAUACAAAUGUGAAGUUGCCUUUUAUUUUUUUUAUUUUAUUUUCUUGAAUAUAUGUCUAAUAAACUUUUAUUUAAUAAAUGUGUGUUGAAAAAGA
Pseudophryne corroboree (corroboree frog) is the source of this 859-nucleotide messenger RNA. It is a transcript of the gene GTF2A2, whose product is annotated as general transcription factor IIA subunit 2. NCBI's taxonomy places the organism in Eukaryota, Metazoa, Chordata, Amphibia, Anura, Myobatrachidae. Gene Ontology annotation, cellular component: transcription factor TFIIA complex. The transcript has 4 exons. Gene Ontology annotation, biological process: RNA polymerase II preinitiation complex assembly; transcription initiation at RNA polymerase II promoter. The coding region runs from base 248 to 577 and encodes 109 amino acids. The record is from RefSeq and is a predicted model, not a curated record. Gene Ontology annotation, molecular function: RNA polymerase II general transcription initiation factor activity; TBP-class protein binding.